Messenger RNA from Hyalella azteca, 746 nucleotides. RefSeq names its product DNA translocase FtsK-like. NCBI's taxonomy places the organism in Eukaryota, Metazoa, Arthropoda, Malacostraca, Amphipoda, Hyalellidae. The record is from RefSeq and is a predicted model, not a curated record. Bases 72 to 671 code for a protein of 199 amino acids. The transcript is spliced from 2 exons.
UGCUAUUUUUUAAUUUUUGAUAAUCAAUAAGUCUCAGUUCAACUUGGAUCAGCACAAAUAUAAUAAUUAUCAUGAAGAUUAAGAUGAAAGAAUGCCGUGUGGUGAUGCACAAACUGUCUGAUGCUGCUGUCAAGAGGGGCUGGCAUGCUGAGCUGAACCUCAUCCAAACACCUGUGGUGUGCCGAGUUGAGUCUGAUGCUGUCAAGGCCAGUGGCUCAUUUAUACUCCCAGAGAAAGUGGGAGGUAACAUCAAGGCAGAGCAUGAAUAUGAAGAAAAGGAUAUAACUGUAAAGAAGGAGCCUGAAUAUGAGGGAGAAGAAAUAACUGUAAAGAAGGAGCCUGAAUAUGAGGGAGAAGAAAUAACUGUGAAGGAGGAGCCUGAAUAUGAGGGAGAAGACAUAACUGUGAAGGAGGAGCCGGAAUAUGAUAGAGAAGACAUAACUGUGAAGCAGGAGCCUGAAUAUGAGGAAAUGGAUAUAUCUGUGAAGAAGGAGCCUGAAUAUAAGGGAGAAGACAUAAUGGUGAAGGAGGAGCCUGAAUAUGAGGAAAUGGAUAUAUCUGUGAAGGAGGAGCCUGAAUAUGAGGGAGAAGACAUAACUGUGAAGGAGGAACCAAUUGGCAUCGAUAUUGAGGUAAAAUUAUCACUUUCAUCAUUUUAUUGGCUAUCAUAACAUCUGCUAUCAAUUAAGUCUCCAGUAAAUUAUUUCCAGCUUCAUCAAAGAUCAGGGUUGGUGAUUCAUUUUAUU